This is a messenger RNA of Cornus florida, 3412 nucleotides long. RefSeq lists its product as uncharacterized. Gene Ontology annotation, molecular function: L-ascorbic acid binding; oxidoreductase activity, acting on paired donors, with incorporation or reduction of molecular oxygen; iron ion binding. The record is from RefSeq and is a predicted model, not a curated record. Gene Ontology annotation, biological process: collagen metabolic process. The transcript has 9 exons. Lineage: Eukaryota; Viridiplantae; Streptophyta; Magnoliopsida; Cornales; Cornaceae. The coding region runs from base 102 to 1307 and encodes 401 amino acids.
AAUACAACUGGAACUGGAGGAACAAAAAGGGAGAGGGAGAACUAGGAAGAAGCAGAAGUGAAUGCUAAUUGAGUGGUGGGAUAACCUAAGCUAAGAUUUGAAUGGCAAAUCCGGAGCAUCCGCGUCUCAUAAUUCAUAAUUUUCUCUCUAUAGAUCUCUGUAAGGAACUGGAGUUUAUACACAAGAGCUGCGGCACCGUGGGUUACAGACCAAACGUCUUCUCUACAACGCUCUCUCAUCUCAUCGCAACUAACUCUGCCCACUUCAUUAUACCGUUCGUACCCAUUAGAGAGAGACUCAAAGACAAAAUGGAGGAGUUCUUUGGCUGUGAAUUCGAGCUCUUUGUUGAAUUCACCGGCUUGAUCAGCUGGACUAGAGGAGCAAGCAUUGGAUGGCAUAGUGAUGAUAACAGACCUUAUCUCAAACAACGCGACUUUGCGGCAGUUUGUUAUUUGAAUAGUUAUGGUGAGGAUUUCAAAGGAGGGCUUUUUCACUUCCAGGAUUGGGAACCUACAACUAUUGUGCCCAUGGCUGGUGAUGCUCUGAUGUACACAGCUGACAGCAGAAAUAUUCACUCUGUUGAUGAGAUCACUGGUGGAGAAAGACUCACACUAACUUUAUGGUUCAGCCGUGAUGGAUCCCAUGAUGAGGAUGCUAAACUUAUUUCCUUUCUCUCCCAAAGCCAAUUACAUAAUUCAGAAAACAGUCCUCAUCCACACCUACCAUUGUCAGCGCCAAGUAAUAUGUACUGGUUUCCUACCAACCAAGAAUCAAGUUACCAGUCAGGAUUUGACAUACGCUUUGCAAGAUUACAUAGCCUUGGAUAUGAUAUUUAUUCUUCUGAAGAUAAGAGUUGUUUCUCAGCAUUAGAUUCAUCUCAUGACUCCUCAGAAAUAUUGAUGGAACCAUUGCAAUUAACAAGGGAAGAUGAAUUGUUUGAUGAGGAAUUUAUCAAUAUAUUGCACGUCCUUCAGGUGGUGCAAUUUUACUGUUGGAAGGCCUCUGACUUGCAGAAAUCCGAGAAGGGAAGGAAAAGAAGAAAUGUGGUGCAACUAUCUGAAUCACAGCGGGAGAAAAUUAACAGUCUGAGACUUACGUUUUUGAAGGAUAAACAACUGGCAGAGACGAUUUUCAGCCCCAUGACGGAUGACAUGCAUCGCCAACAUUCCUUUGAUUGGGCCAGUUUCUCUGCUGCAGUUACUGCAUGGGAAGCUUAUACUACUAAGUUACACAAAGAAUUGGUCGCAAGCUUAUCAUACUGGAGAUCACAUCAAUCUAUAUUCUGUGUUCCGUCGGAGGGGUCUUGAGCAAGGAACUUAAAGAUGGUCCUCUCACUUGGGAAAAAAGAAAAAGAAAAAUGAUAGGGUCACCGAAUGAUUUCUCAGAGUAAGUCCCGAAUCUGACGUGUUUUUGUCUAUCUCAUCUACUUACACAACUUACACAACUUCCAAAAAAUAAUUGUUUAACGCGUGAUAAGUAUAGCUAACCACGUCAAAUUCAAUGUUAAUUUGGGGGUUCCUUUUCGGUUCCCUAUCGUUACUCAAAAAAAAAAUCAAAUUACUAUGUAAAGGUCCAAAGAACCUUUACUUUCUCUUUAUUUUUUAAAUUAGUUUUUUUUUUUUUUUUUUUGACUCACAUUCAAAACGGUGAUUUCUUUGUCUCAUUUCUUUUUGGUGAUAUAUAGCUCGUCUGUGUCAUUUAGAAAAAUUAACUUGCUUUUUUGAUUAUUUUAUGAGGAAAAACACUCCAGACUUGUAUUCCAGGUAGAAUAAACAGGUUAAUCUUGAUAUAUAUAUAUAUAUAUAUAUAUAUUCGGGUCUCAAGGGACAUAAAAAGUAAUACUCUGUAUUUGUCUUUUACUCACUUAUAUAGGUAGAUACAAGACCAUAUAUAAUAUGAUGAUCCAUGUUCCACAUGCAUACAUACUCUCGCUGAGAAAUUAUUACAUAUUCCAGCAUCAAUUACCGCCGUAAAUAAAAAACAGAACCACAGUCUUGAUCAAUUCCCAUAUAAAAAACAAAAACUGAAUAAAUUUUAAGCAUGGAUCGGGAAUGGUCCCGGGACCAUUAAAAAUUUAUUGUUCUUGUUCUUCUUUAGCUAGCUUCCCUAGGCCCCACCAAUAAAUAUGUCAUUUCCUUCAUAAACAGAGCAUCUGGAAUCUACAUGGAAUUAUGCUUUGUUUUUGCUGGACAAUAAUCCAAAAUCAAUAUAUAUAUAUAUAUCAGCUUUUGUUGGACCACUAACACAAACUUGUUUCAGAACUCUGUUAAACUGAUACAACAGCUUCGGCUUAUGUAGUGCAUAUAUAUGAUCUAGGGCAGGCAAUUUGAUGGAGAUAUGCAUAAGAAUAAGUACCAUAUAUAUAUAUAUAUAUAAUGACACUGAUAUAAACAAAUUGAUGCACAAGUAUCCUACUAGACAAAGGUAUCAAUUCCUCCCCCAACCUUAAUUUGAUUCAAUAGCACCAAGUUAAUUAGGUGUUGAAUAAUUAAUUAAUCAGAGUCCACACACUUUCAACCCACUACAUCUAUUUUUCAACGCGUUAAAUCCAAACCCAGCUGCCCCCUUCGUUCUUUCCCUUUGUUCUGCUCCCCCCCUCCUCCCAUGGAGGUGGUGAGGUACCGAUCCCCGCCUCCCACCAUCUAAUAAACUCGGCAUGUUGUAGAUAGUCGCUCGGUGGGUGGAUUUUUUACGAUGUUUUUCGUUGUUGUUUUGUUAAAUAUGUUCCUGUUAGGCUUGUUUCUGGCUUGACAAGGUAGAUCUUUUUUAUUUUCUGAGUUUUGUGGUCCCCGCCUCUGUGUGGUCUUUGUGAUUCAUGCCUCUUUGUGGGUUUUGUUAUCCCUGCCUCUUGUGCGUGGUUUGGGGGGUUUCUUCUCCGUCGUUGGCGGCGCUUUGUAGAUGCAUCCUUGCAACAAUUGUCUUAACGUUUGUAGAUGCAUCCUUGCAACAAUUGUCUUAACGAUGGCCUAACCUGUGGGUCUCUCCCGUUACUGCUUUCCUUCCUUGGUGGUUUUUGCUGGUGUUUGUUUCUCAACAAAUCUGGAACCCGUUCUUUAAGUUUAAUCUCUUGCUUCAUGAUUUGUUUGUUGUUGUACUCUUUUCCUUGUUGCCAGGGUUAAAAAAAAUAAUAAAUUAAUUAAUCAAUUUCUUCAUAUUUUUUAACAAUAUAAUUAAAGCCAAAACACAUGCCAUGCUAGUAUUUAAUCCAUCGCAGCAGUACAAGGGCUUUUACAUGUUAAAAGAUCAUCUAAUCUUUUUUAAUAACAUAUUAAUAAUUAAUUAGGUAAAUAAUAUUCCUCCUUAAGAUAUCCCAUAAAGGAGGAGGUAAGAAUAUAUAUCACACUUAAAUUACAGUACAUAAUAAUAUUCCCCAAGCCUAGCUAGCUAGCUAGCUAUUUGGAUGCCAUCAACC